AUGCCUCAGUAUUUUGCCAUUAUUGGUAAAAGGGACAAUCCAGUUUAUGAAAUCGAAUUCACCAAUGCGCAAAAUCCACACGGCUUUCCCCAAGAUUUGAAAGAGUUGAAUCCGUUUAUAUUGCAUGCAUCUUUAGAUAUCGUUGAGGACUUACAAUGGCAAAUCAACCCGGCGUCCCAACUAAAUAAUGGUGGAAAUGGUGCGAACGGAUCCAAUGGUGGGGGCGGAUUUCUUCGAUCUAGGACUGUAAGCAAUACCGAUAAUUGUUAUUUGGGUAAGGUUGAUCAUUUUUAUGGGCUAGCUAUAACAGCUUAUAUAAGUUAUGGUGGCAUGAAAUUUGUCAUGAUUCAUGGAAACUCGGCAAACAGCAGUGUGGCAAUUGACGAUAAUAAUGUAAGAACGUUUUACCAAGAAGUACAUGAACUAUACGUAAAGACACUGAUGAACCCGUUUUACAAGAUCACCGAUCCUAUCACGAGCCCUGCAUUCGAUUCGAGGGUAAAGAUGUUGGCGCAUAAAUACCUCUCCAAAUGA
Messenger RNA from Saccharomyces eubayanus, 534 nucleotides. RefSeq names its product TRAPP subunit TRS20 (gene TRS20). Gene Ontology annotation, cellular component: nucleus; cytoplasm; TRAPP complex. The coding region runs from base 1 to 534 and encodes 177 amino acids. Lineage: Eukaryota; Fungi; Ascomycota; Saccharomycetes; Saccharomycetales; Saccharomycetaceae. The record is from RefSeq and is a predicted model, not a curated record. The transcript has a single exon. Gene Ontology annotation, biological process: endoplasmic reticulum to Golgi vesicle-mediated transport.